Tachyglossus aculeatus (Australian echidna) is the source of this 442-nucleotide messenger RNA. It is a transcript of the gene CCL22, whose product is annotated as C-C motif chemokine ligand 22. The transcript has 3 exons. Gene Ontology annotation, molecular function: chemokine activity; CCR chemokine receptor binding. The record is from RefSeq and is a predicted model, not a curated record. NCBI's taxonomy places the organism in Eukaryota, Metazoa, Chordata, Mammalia, Monotremata, Tachyglossidae. Gene Ontology annotation, biological process: positive regulation of ERK1 and ERK2 cascade; cellular response to interleukin-1; neutrophil chemotaxis. Gene Ontology annotation, cellular component: extracellular region. Bases 2 to 289 code for a protein of 95 amino acids.
CAUGAAGCAGCUGAUGGUGACUUUCCUGGUGGCUUUAGCGCUGGUGGCAUCUCUUCCGUUGGCUCAAGCAGUCCCAUACGCCGCUAACUUGGAAGACAGUGUCUGCUGCACAGAAUUUGUCAAAUGGCCGGUGCGUUAUCGGUACCUGACGGAUUUCUACUUUACCUCUCUCUCAUGCCGGAGGAGAGGAAUAGUAUUGAAAACUGUCAAAAACCUGGAAAUCUGCGCUGACCCCCAGAUGUCCUGGGUGAAAAAGGCCAUCCACCUGUUGAAGUCUAAGAAGAAAUGAGAGUUUACAAGGCCCUGGACCACCCAACUCCUUGCUUCCAAGUUACUCACACCUCACCACAAACUACCCCACUUGAAACAUCCUUAGAAAUUAGAGAAGGGUCCAGGAGGGGAGAAACAAUGCAUCCUACUGGAAAGAGCACAGGCCCGGAUG